AGUGUUAAAAGAGUACGGUAGUCGUUGCGAGAUAUCCCGAGCGCGAAACUCAACGCGCCUUUAAGUUUUCAGCUUUUUCUGUUGUUUUUUCUCGUUCGCGUUUGUCUGCAAGAAACGUAUUUUUGAAACUUCGUGUCCUAAAAUGAAUGUAGAUGAAGAUUGCUAUUUUGCGAGCUUAACUCAUGGUCUAAACACCGACUGUCGCCGAGCGAAUGCGAAAAUGAAAGAAACUCUGAAAAACUACAAUUUCUCAGCUUUUCUUGUUGAGCAAAACUGUUUGCGAUGCCCAAAUAAUGACUGUAAUCUCUCGUUUGUCCUGAUUUUACAGAAGACGGAGUUUUUUCGAUUGAAAAGAGAUGUUGUAUUUGAAGUUCGACCAACAAUCGUUGUUCAUCGAUCAUUCAAAGAGCUUGUUUCCGCCGAUCGCAAGAUCAGACAGGAUAUUACCGAGAAAAACACCGUUGGAGUUCAGGCUUCCGUUGAAACGGUAAACAAAUUUGUCGACGCUUGCCCUUCUAUCUGUAAUAUUCAAUCUCAGACUGAUAUCAUGGCCGAAAAGAUGCAUAUCGGAAUUCAAACCGAAGAAGUCAAAUUCGUUAGUGAAAUUUCCGCUCUGGGAAUAACAGAAGUAGAAUGCCAAAAUGUUUUUCCUACUUCUUUUAUCAAGACUGAACCAGUAUCAACAUCUCCAGUUCGAACCAUGGAAGUUCAGCAAGACAACGAUGAUGACGAUGUGAUGUUCAUUGAGAUUCGCCCACGAAUUCAUGAAUUUCCUUCAACGAGAGAAAUAAAGCAGGAAGAGAAUACUACAGAAGACACAGUCCACUUAGAAAAGGUGAUUCCAGAGGAUUCUGUUCGUGACGUAAAAGAUGAACCAAUCAGUGAGCCUGUGGAGCAGGAAACAUCUUCUUCGUCUAUCAGCAAAGAACUUGGUGACUCUGGCAGCUCGAAGUUCUCUGAUGUUGCUGACAAUCAUACUGCAUCCCUUAAUCUUUCAAUGUUAUCUCAACGUUCAACAGUGACUUCAUCAUCAAUUUCCCAGUCUAUUCCAACUCCACGUGGAAGGGAUACCCCAAGUGCCGCGAAGAGAGCCAAAUUUUCCGACGUUGAAAUGUGCCGAAUUUGUUGGGACGUAACAUUCUUCACUACACUUGAAGAAUAUUGCAAUCACGUUCAAGAUCGUCACUGCUCUGUCGCACGCUUCAAAUGCAGCUCUUGCGAGAGAAAAUUUUGGGACAUUCGCUCAGGAACUCAACACUUGAAGGCUCAUAAUGAAGACGGAGCAGGGAAUUCCAUUAGUCAUAUUCUUCCAGAAAUUUCCGAAGAACAUCUCUCCAAAUUUAUCAAUGUUGCGAAUCAGUGUUACCCGGAAACAUUUCGUAAUACUCAAUCUGAAAAGAUUUUGGACAUCAUAAAUGCUCUUCCAUGAAACACGCAAUCAUAUUUUGAACGCCUCCUCACUUUUCAAAUCAAUUUUACAUAAAACUGAACACUUUUUGUAAACUAAUAGUUUUUCCAUUUUUAUUAAAGUAGAUUUCGCC
Messenger RNA from Caenorhabditis elegans, 1541 nucleotides. Its product is annotated as C2H2-type domain-containing protein. The record is from RefSeq and is marked reviewed. NCBI's taxonomy places the organism in Eukaryota, Metazoa, Nematoda, Chromadorea, Rhabditida, Rhabditidae.